Colletotrichum orchidophilum is the source of this 420-nucleotide messenger RNA. RefSeq lists its product as uncharacterized. NCBI's taxonomy places the organism in Eukaryota, Fungi, Ascomycota, Sordariomycetes, Glomerellales, Glomerellaceae. The record is from RefSeq and is a predicted model, not a curated record. Bases 1 to 420 code for a protein of 139 amino acids. The transcript has a single exon.
AUGAGAAGGAAAAAAAAAAACUUCUCGACUGGAUUCCAACCCCUUGACCCGGUGUCAAGUCAGAAUCUCUCCCGGCGGCACCUGCUACGCUGUGAGUCUCCUCUCAAGUCUGUCACAUUUGCUCACUUGCUAUCACUUUUCGUGGGCGGGACCCUCACGAUAGCUAAGGGUACCGUUGCCGAAAUCUGCAUUGCCCUAAGGUCUGGUCACCUCAGGCCGGCCCUACGCCAAGACUCGCGGAACAGAACGGCCAGUGCCCAGCACCACCAGGUGGAAAUCUUUGACGGACAGGGGUGGUGGGGUAUGCCUAGAGCUCUGAUGGUUGGGCGUGUGGGUGUUGAGGCUGCAAAUCCUCGGACAAAGCGGGGGCUCAGUUUCCGUAGGAGUCGGGUGUCGAGGUUUACUCGCCGGUGGGUGUGA